AUGCCUUCCUCUUCACCUGCUACCAACCCCAGCAAUGGAUACAGCAACAGCAACAGCUCUGGUGGCUCGACUUACACGGGUGGUCAGGGCACCUCUAAUGGUGCUAUGCUGAGCCAGUGGGCCACAACUCGAGACAGAACAGAGAAUUUUUACGUCACAGGUGAAAGAACAGGCCGAGGAGCCAUGGCAGGCAUCGAUGUGACUCAAAAAUUUGAUGCCUACUUCAACAGAAGUAGAUAA
Messenger RNA from Fusarium poae, 240 nucleotides. RefSeq lists its product as uncharacterized. The record is from RefSeq and is a predicted model, not a curated record. The coding region runs from base 1 to 240 and encodes 79 amino acids. The transcript has 2 exons. NCBI's taxonomy places the organism in Eukaryota, Fungi, Ascomycota, Sordariomycetes, Hypocreales, Nectriaceae.